AAACAAUAUCAUGACAGCAUUCACCUCUCCACCAACCAUCAAAAACACAAGACAAGUUCAACUAAAACUCACAGACAUUGACCUUCACAAUGAUAAGCCACUCGCAGAUAUUCACAUUUCGAAUAGAUAUCCGUACGAUUUACGAUGUCUCAUUCAACAAGAACAAGAUCUCUUCAAAAUUCGCAUGACCCUCCGAGAUAAUAACAAAACCAUCUUCUCACAAUGCUACGCACCACAAUCAUCUUCGUUUUACUUUAAGGUGGAAAUACCCUGUGAAUGGUUUGGCAGAAAUGUUGACGUCUUGUUGAGUUCUGAAGAGGAAAGAUUAGUUGGCACGUUGAAGUUACCAAGCCAUGCAGAGAUUGUUGCCAUGCCAUGAGAUUGCUAACAAAACCAUCGUUUUUGCAACAAUAUUUGUAAAUAAAAACCUAGAUUGU
Molecule: messenger RNA, 437 nt
Organism: Naegleria gruberi
Lineage: Eukaryota; Heterolobosea; Eutetramitea; Acrasida; Naegleriidae
Exons: 1
Coding region: 11-379 (122 amino acids)
Source: RefSeq, a predicted model, not a curated record